AUUGUUGUGAAUUUAAGAAACUUGGAGCGCACGCCAUGGUUCCUUCGUUGUUCCUCUACGCAGUUCCUUGGCCGUAGAAUGAAGCUGCUAUUCCCGUCACCGCCGCUCACCUCCACGUCGAGCAAUGCAACGGGAAUCUUUCUUUUCUUUUUCCGUCACUGUUCCAUGCGAAUCCAAUCAAUGGAUUCCCAUUUUGCCCCUCUCUCUCUCAUUCCCCUUCUGUCGUCGCCGCUAAUCACACAUCCGCUCGCGUUUCAGCUUCCGAUUAUCACAAGAUAACUUCCAACGAUAUAUUUCUUUCUUUCUUUUGAUUUGAUUCAUGAAUUCUUUUUCUGUAAGAAAGGGCGAAAUCUGUUUCCAUGAAGCCUGCCGCAGGGAAGCCUGGUUUUCUCAGCAAUGUACUUGUACGAUUACUCCUCUUCGGUGUUUUAAUCGUCAUCUUACGCUUCUCUUACGUCGUCACCCUCGCCGGGGAGUCCUGCGCUCUCGGCGGCUUCUGCUUUUUCUCACCGUCGCUCAAUCUUGCCAUCGCGGGAACCAGGUCCGGCUCUCUCAACGCCCGAAGCGCCGUGACGGAAUCGGAGCGCUACGCCAGCAAGGACUGGAUCAGCGGCGUUCAGUUCUAUUCUUCCGUGUUCCAGAACCUCAUCGCAGGCGGCUUCCUCUCGCCGGCGUCGAUGUCGCUUUGUGUGGAGACGUCCACCGGCCGCGAUGUCCUCGCGCUGCGGGAGGUCGGCAUAACCAACGCCGUAGGGAUCUCGAAGAAGGCGUCGCCGCCGCUGGUGAAGUACGGUGAGGCUCGCCGGAUUCCGUUCGCGAACGGCACGUUCGACUUUGUGUUCGUCGGAGAGGGCGCGCUCGAGAGAUCUCCUAGGGCGGCAGUGUUCGCAGCGGAAGUUGCGCGGACGCUCAAACUUAAAGGGUUUGCCGCGUUCCAUGUAAAAGCCAAUGACACUUACAGUUUUAAUUCAUUCGUUGAUUUGUUCAGUUUUUGUUGCAAUGUGGUGAAAAUAAACAACGUGUUAGGAUUUGAUUCAUCGAUGCCUCACAUUAAAGAGCUCAUUGUGAAGAAAGAGCGUCAUGAAAUCGGUUCCGAUUCCUAUUCCAGUUCCAAAGGAAAAUGCUCUGCUCCAGACUACAAAAAACAAUUGGUUAGAAACGCUGAGGCUCUAAUUGAAGAGGAGCCACUGAAGCCAUGGAUCAUUCUCAAGAGAAACGUGAAGAACAUACGGUACCUUUCUUCAAUGGUUGAUAUAAGUUUUAAGGGUAGGUAUGUGUAUGUUGACGUCGGAGCUAGAAGCUAUGGUUCUAGUAUUGGAAGUUGGUUUAGGAAACAGUACCCGAAACAGAACAAGACCUUUCAUGUGUAUGCAAUUGAGGCUGAUAAAGCGUUUCAUCAAGAGUAUGGCUCGAAAAAAGGGGUUACUCUGUUGCCUUACGCUGCAUGGGUGAGGAAUGAAAGUUUGGUGUUUGAGAUUAACCGUGGCCCUGGGGAGAAUGUUCAGGGUAAGGGCAGGGGAAUGGGGAGGAUUCAACCAUUGCAGUCUUCAGGUGUUUUUGAUGGUGGUGACGUUGAGAAGAUUCCAGGAUUUGAUUUUGCUGACUGGUUGAAGAACACAGUUUCGAAGAAUGAUUUUGUUGUGAUGAAGAUGGAUGUGGAGGGUACUGAAUUUGAUUUGAUUCCCAGGUUAUUUGAAACUGGGGCUAUAUGUUUGGUGGAUGAGAUUUUUCUUGAGUGCCAUUACAAUAGGUGGCAGAGGUGUUGCCCUGGACAGAGGAGUCCCAAGUAUGAUAAAACUUAUGAUCAGUGCUUGCAGCUCUUCACUUCUCUCAGACAAAGUGGGGUCCUUGUUCAUCAAUGGUUUUAACUUAGUAUAAUUUCGUGAUGGGUCAUAGCAUUCUUUAUUCAUAUUAUUUUUAUUUUUACCUAGACAUUAGACAAGAGAGGCAGAGACAUAAUCCUGUGUGAAAAUCAUUUCUCUACAACAAUUGAAUUUGCUUCACGUGUCUCUUCUUUUGUCUGUGUACAUAUAGCAAAUAAUACUGUAAAGUUUAAUCUAUUAUUUUGAUGGUUCCUUUUGUCAGAUUAUUGUUGAACAAUUUUAGUGCACUGUGUAAUAAAAUAGUUGGGGAUAUCUAGUCAAAAUGUUCUUUAAAUGAAAUGGAAUUGGGUUUUCCGUGGCUGUAACAGGAAUACUGGACCAUAGUGAUCUGAGACCAGAAAUCAUUGCCACAGGUCAUAAUUUCCCGAAAUUGUUUUCAGGGCACAUAUAGUGAAAUGGUGUGAAUGAGCUUGACAUUCAGAAAUCACUGGGAUCAACAUUCCGCAGAUAUGUUGCAUGACGCAAUGAUGCCCGAUUCCAAAGCUGUUCAUCUCGACAAGGAAGAGAGAACCAAGGUAAACUACAGAGAACGCUGAUCAGUAUGGGUGAGGUGGAAAUAGAAUGGAUCCUGCCAAUGCUAGACAAUAUUGAGGAGAAUUUAGAACACUCCCACAUUAAGAUAUCGAAAAAAAUAUAUUACUGAUAUAUAACAUCUGAUUUUUAUUUUCAUUUGCAAUAGAAUGAUAUCAUAAUAGGUGCUUAUAUAGACACUAGUUAACAAGCACUUUCAGGUCCUAACAUUGAUAAUCAACUUAGCAAAUUAGCAAAUUUAACUACCCAUAAUAACAUAUUUAGCUACCAAUUACUUAAAUUACAU
Vigna unguiculata (cowpea) is the source of this 2700-nucleotide messenger RNA. RefSeq lists its product as uncharacterized. NCBI's taxonomy places the organism in Eukaryota, Viridiplantae, Streptophyta, Magnoliopsida, Fabales, Fabaceae. The record is from RefSeq and is a predicted model, not a curated record.